GGUUCUACAUUGGAUUGCAUCUGGCUAGCACUUCCAUGGAAUUUGCAACUAGAAUUAGUUCUUAUUGUCCUGUUACGAACCACAUGUUGGUUUAUCGACCUGAAGUCACGGAGGAUGCGCCUCUGGAGCAGUCAGUCACCUGCUUAAGUUUCCUAACAUCAGUUUCCUUGCUAUUGAACGCUUCCAUGCAAACUGAAUGGUUACUUUGAAGCCAAGAGGGUGUAAUACCUUUUGGGCUCAAAGUGUUUUAGCAAACUGACGGUUCUUCUACCUUACUCUUUGUGCCCUCUUGAUCCCCGCUUGAUGCGUUCUGGAAGUGAAAAUUGAGCCCAGGUGUUUCAUUUUAGGGUUUAAUCAUGGCCCUGUAGAGGUUUGCAAUUUUUUUCACAAAGUAAGGAACCUAUGGGGGAUCCAGCGAUUGAAAGCCUCGGGCCUUUCUGGGAAACAGUGGUCAACAACUGUAAUGUUGGCCGGGAACAUAAGAAGUCCUUCAUUCCUUUCAAGCUCGAAGGCGAAAUCCUUGGCUACAUACACCCGAGUAUACAGGUUUUGGGAACGCAUAAAACGGUUCGAGAAAAUUUUCUUCCACGAUCCAGGGGAUUUGAGAAUCGGCACUGGGAAUGGGUGGAUUACUCUGCAUCCUACCUGCAAUUCGACUGGCGAACGUACCAGACAAAUAGACACAAUAUUGCGUCUUCUCGAAAAUGAAAAAAAUAUUACGGACUGGCGAAAUGAGCUCUGUCCAGUUGUAACUAGGUUUGAUGGGCAUCGUUAUUUUUCCAUUGAGCGGGCAGCUCUUCCCUUCUUUGGAAUUAAGUGUUAUGGACUGCACAUGAACGGGUUCGUCAGAAUGAACGGAAAAGAUUUUCUGUGGAUAUCCCGGCGGAGUAAGAAAAAGAAAUCAUUUGCAGGCAUCAUGGACAAUAUGGUUGUGGCAGGCCAGACCCCAGGAGGGAACUGUAAGGAGAAGCUAAUCCAAAAAGCUUUGGCGAAAGCCAACAUACCCGUUCACAUGGCUCAGAAGGCUGUGUCCUGCGGUCAUGUGAGCUAUGAGCAGUGUAACGGCUUGAAGAUGAAGAGGGAUGUGAUUUACUGCUAUGACUUGGAACUGCCUCCUGAUUUCCUUCCCUUCAACAAUGAUGGAGACAUCGAGGACUUUAAAUUAGUGUCCCUUGCAGAUGUUGCAAAACUUGUGUGCACACCGGGUCAAUACAAGCUCAACUCCGCUUUAGUUGUAAUGGAUUUUCUGUUCAGACACGGACACAUCCACCCUCUUCAAGCUGGUUAUAUCCGUCUGCACGAAAGCUUGCACAGCGGGGAUAACCACUAAACAUGCAAUGAUGCUGGAUCUCGGACCGAAACAUGACGAUUGCAAAAGCUAUUACGAGGAUCUGCAGCCAGUGUCUCCAAAUUGCGCAUAAUACCAAUUUCUAUCACAGGCCAUGACAAUCAACGAAUGUUAGUGUUUGUAGAACCUGGUGUGGCCAUCUCGAUCUCUAAACCCUUGGAAGAAGACUAGUUGCGGUUGUAGCUAUAUCUUUUCUUGCCCUCAGUAUGGUUUAGGAUUAAAUUGAGCUGGCCAAUGUAUCUAAUCUAGAGCAGAAUGUUUCGUUCUUGCACUGAACAAGUGUUCUCGUAUAUAAUUAUUGAGUAACUUCAGUGUGACCCCAAACCUGAGAAGUUCACUCUGGUCGAGGUUUACGGUGUAACAGGAAGUCCAGACGAUGUUAGAAGUGGAGUUAUGUACAGCUAAAUGGAACUCAUAGAAGAAACUUGGAGGAGCCCAAUCUAGCUUUCUCAAAUGCUCAAAUUUCACCUCAACAGUGUUUACUACUACACCCUAGACAAGAAAGAUGAAGUCGGGGUUGAAUCCAAUGAAUCACUGGUAUUUUUAAGACA
Molecule: messenger RNA, 1899 nt
Organism: Physcomitrium patens
Lineage: Eukaryota; Viridiplantae; Streptophyta; Bryopsida; Funariales; Funariaceae
Product: nudix hydrolase 20, chloroplastic
Molecular function (GO): 8-oxo-dGDP phosphatase activity
Source: RefSeq, a predicted model, not a curated record